UCAUGGUGGGUGGUGGUGGUGGCGAUCCUCUACUGGUAGAUGGAAGCCGACGAUGACGACGUCGUUUUCCCAGUGGCGGAGCCUCUGGCUGGUGUUCCGCUCGCCGACGCGCCCAUUCUCUUGUUCGUUUGCUUCCACAAGGCUCUGCGCUUGGAGCUCGCCCAGCUCCGCCGCGAUGCGGUGAAGGCAUCGGAGGUGGCGGAGAACGGAUCCCACGGCCGCGAGCUGGUGCUCAAGCUCCGGGGGAGGUUCGAGUUUCUGAACCUUGUGUAUAAAUACCACAGCGCUACGGAAGAUGAGGUUAUCUUUAUUGCACUUGAUGUACAUGUUAAAAAUGUGGCAUGCACAUAUUCACUGGAACAUGAAAGCAUUGAUGACCUCUUUGAUUCUAUUUUUCAUUGCUUGGAUGUUCUAUUGGAGGAAAAAUGUAAUAUUUCCAAGGCUUUUCAAGAACUCAUUUGUUCCAUCAGCACCAUUCAGGCCUCAAUUUGCCAGCAUAUGGUGAAAGAAGAAGAGCAGGUUUUUCCAUUGCUGAUGCAGAAAUUCUCUUCCAAAGAACAGGGUUCACUUGUGUGGCAGUUCAUAUGUAGUGUUCCAGUAAUGCUGAUAGAAGAAUUUUUUCCAUGGAUGAUCUCCUUUCUUUCUCCGGAGGAACAACUGGAUGUUACUCAUUGUAUAAAAGAAAUUGUACCCAGAGAAAAAUCAUUGCAAGAGGUGGUGGUUUCUUGGCUUGGAAACAAUAAUCAACCCUCCUCUGGUAUCCACAUUAGGACUGUAAAAGGUGUUCAAUGUCCUGAUGGAUCUGCAGAUAUGAGAAGGAUAGUCAAAUUGCAUUCAUCUCGAAAUGUCGGAAACAAUCCGAUUGAUUGUCUUAGUCUUUGGCAUGGUGCCAUCAUGAAAGAUUUUCAAGAAAUUCUGGAAGAGCUAUACCAAUUAAGAAGCUCAAGCAGUUUUUCAAAUCUACAUUUAAUAAUCAUCCGGCUAAAAUUUCUUGCUGAUAUCCUUAGCUUCUACAGCAAUGCCUUGAAGAAAUUUUUUUACCCUGUAUUAAAUCAACUUGCCAAUGGCUGCCUGUCUCCCUCCAUUGAAGAAUUUCCCUUUGCAAGUCAAAUUGAAGGUCUACAGCUGCUGCUACAAUACAAUGGCCAAAAUGGUAUACCUUUGUGCAAGUUUCUGGAGAAGCUUUUCACAAAGCUUGAGUCUUUCGUGCUGGGAGUUAGAAAACAGUUUGCCUUUCAAGCGAGGGAGGUCUUUCCAAUUAUUAGCAAGAAAUGCUGCCAUGAAAUGCAACAGCGACUUAUGUACAUGAGCCUUAAUACAAUGCCACUUGGGUUGCUAAAGUGCGCAAUUACUUGGUUUUCAGCUCAUUUAUCUAGGAAUGAAUCCAGGUCCAUUCUUCGCAGCAUAAAGCAGGGAGAUUCUUUUGAAAAUAAAUCUUUUGCAUCCCUCAUACGGAAGUGGUUUCAACUUGGUUAUUCAGGAAAGAUCUCUAUCGAAAAAUUCAGAGAGGAUUUGCAGAACAUUUUCAAGAACAGAUGCUCUUUUCUAUCUGAGCAAAUCAAGGAAACUUCUGGAUCUUCUUCCUUACACUCAGAUAUGCAACUUCCUGAAGGAUCUAACCCUAGGCCAACUGAGGGCAAGAACUGUUUUUCUUCAUCUUCUAGCCCCCACACUGCAAAGAAGUAUGAGACCUCGUACUCCAGUGCAAUCAAUUUGCACGUAUUUUUCCCCAAAACAAUAAAGAUGGUGCAUCCUUUUCCUGGUGAUAAGAGUUGUUCUAGUUCCAUUAUCAAUGAAUCAAAACCAGUGGACCUCAUCUUUUUCUUCCACAAAGCUCUCAAGAACGAUUUGGAGUACCUUGUCUUUGGCUCAGCUCAGUUGGCUGACAAUGUAGGCCUCCUCAUGGAUUUCCGUCGGCGCUUCCAUCUCAUACGUUUUCUGUUUCAGAUCCAUAGUGACGCAGAGGAUGAGGUUGCUUUUCCAGCUUUGGAGGCAAAGGGGAAAGUACCAAACAUUAGCCACUCCUAUACCAUUGACCACAAACUGGAAGUUGACCACUUCAGUAGAAUUUCACUUAUUUUAGACAAGAUGUAUGAAUUGCAAGUUUCAGUUUCUAGUGUUGAUUCUAAUACACUGGAUCAGAGAAUGGUGAAGCAUCACCGGCUGUGUGGGAGGCUGCAUAACAUGUGCAAAUCAAUGCAUAAAUUACUCUCCAACCAUAUUCACCGCGAAGAAGUUGAACUUUGGCCCUUAUUUAGAGAAAACUUCUCCAUUGAUGAGCAAGAAAAGAUCAUAGGACGCAUUCUUGGAAGAAUAAGUGCAGAAGUAUUGCAAGAUAUGAUACCCUGGCUGAUGGCAUCUUUAACAGAUGAAGAACAGCAUGUUACGAUGUCCUUAUGGCGCAAGGCUACAAAAUGUACAAUGUUUGAUGAUUGGUUAGGAGAAUGGUCAGAAGGAUAUAAUAUAGCAAAGGUGCCAGAGGAAUCAAGUAUCUCCCCUUCAUGCACUGCAGAUCCACUAGAGAUUAUUUCAACAUAUCUGUCUAAAGAAGUCCUUGACAAACAAAAAAGAGGAACGCUUGAAAAAAGCAGUGAUUUUCCUCAAAGAGAUUGUGUUGAUGAAAAUAUUGAGCCAUUUAGAAACUGCAAUGUGGAUGAUAAAGAAAAGGUCCUCAAUAUAGAUCAAAAUAACCACGACUGUUCAGAAUGUACAAAACUUUUCAGUGACAGUGACAAGAAGAGACGCAAUGAAGUAACAGGUGUCACAGAUCAUACGGAUAAAUCGGAUCAAUUGUUUCAAGGACCAAAGAACUCUUGGCACUGCGAACACCUUCUAACAACAAGUCAAGAAGAUCUGGAGGCUGCAAUAAGAAGAGUAUCCGGUGAUUCUUCCUUGGAUCUGCAGAAAAAAUCAUAUAUAAUCCAGAAUCUGCUAAUGAGCCGUUGGAUUGUUGGACAACAGAUAUCUCAUUCUGUCCCAAGUAAUGGGGAAGAUAUUCCUGGUCACCUUCCAUCUUAUCGGGAUCCUCUCAAACUAACCUUUGGUUGCAAACACUACAAGAGGAGCUGUAAGCUUUUUGCUGCCUGUUGCAACCAGCUCUAUACAUGCAGACAUUGCCAUGAUGAGGUGGCCGACCAUUCUGUAGAUAGGAAAUCUAUUAAAAAGAUGAUGUGCAUGAAGUGCUUGAAAAUUCAACCGAUUGGGCCGAAAUGCUCCACUGUUUCCUGUGAUAAUUUAUCCAUGGCAAGAUAUUAUUGCAAGAUCUGCAAGUUAUUUGAUGAUGCAAGAGAAAUCUAUCACUGCCCUUACUGUAACCUGUGCCGAGUUGGGAAGGGAUUGGGCAUUGACUACUUCCACUGCAUGAAUUGCAAUGCUUGUAUGUCACGUUCUCUUUCAGCUCAUAUAUGCAGGGAGAAAUGUUUAGAGGAUAACUGCCCCAUAUGCCACGAAUACAUCUUCACAUCCAGCUCUCCAGUGAAGGCCCUUCCAUGUGGUCAUUUAAUGCACUCAACAUGUUUUCAGGACUACACCUGUAGUCACUAUACCUGCCCAAUCUGUUGCAAGUCACUUGGAGACAUGCAGGUAUAUUUUAGAAUGUUAGAUGCAUUGUUGGCUGAAGAUAAAAUUCCAGAUGAGUAUGCUGGAAAAACUCAGGUCAUACUAUGCAAUGAUUGUGAGAAGAAAGGACCUACACCCUUCCAUUGGCUUUACCACAAAUGCUCUUAUUGUGGUUCAUUCAAUACUAGGCUUCUAUGAUUCUGUUUCUUAGCGAGUGGCAAUAAUUGCUUCAUCAUGCUAUAAAUAAUCCAUAUUUUACCCCUUGGGUUUGAGUGGAAGUACAUUGUAAUAAACAUCUAAAAUUUCAU
This is a messenger RNA of Corylus avellana, 3866 nucleotides long. The record is from RefSeq and is a predicted model, not a curated record. Lineage: Eukaryota; Viridiplantae; Streptophyta; Magnoliopsida; Fagales; Betulaceae.